AUGGCGUUUUACGUGAACAGGAGUCGGCUACUGGAGCUGAAGCAGGAACUCAUGAGACUCGAAUGCAACGAGGUCAUAAACCUGGCGGACAUGCUUUCCGCAAUGAAACUGCAGCCAAAUGCCGUGGAAUUGCGGAUACCACCAUUUUUUGUUCGACACAGAAAAGUUAUGUUGGACGAGCGCCGGCAGCAAUUUACUGAAAUUUACAAAAAGCUCGGCUACAUUGAGGAGGAGGCAACUGUCUUCUGCGAUAAGAGCACUAAGUUUGUAGCCUCUCUCGGUCCGUUCCUUCUGAUUCUCGGGUUGACUACUUUGCUUACGCUGCUUGGGCGGCUGGGAUGGGACACCGUGGGGCUCGGACCGACGGCCAGACCCCGGACUCGGUUGCGUCAAAAAUCCAAGCCUGGUGGCGAGGACACGUCGUCAGAAAGAAGGCGGGGCGUCGAGGCACCGGAAGAACCCGGCGACGAAGGCAGCAACUUCGAGGACGGGAAGAGGAUCACGGCACCCGGGUCACAGCAGGCAAAUAAGCUCGUCGACCCUGGCAAGAGUUCCGGAACCGACCCCAGCAAGAGCAGAGCGUCCCAAGAGUCUGAAGCUCGUUGGAGGCAGAUCAAAGAGGAACGGUAUCGUUUGCAACUUCAGCACGAGUCCAACUACAGAGUCGCUCUGGUCGAGCUCAUGUCGGAGCUGAGGGAAACUGAAGGUCCCCUGAUGUCCGAGGCGUUCCAGAAGGAAAUCAAGGAAUGGUUUCUUGAAAUGAAAGAAAAGGAAGGCCGGCUGCCGGACUUGCCGACGGAAGAGGAAGGCGGAUCAAUAUCGGGUAGUGCCCAAUAA
Molecule: messenger RNA, 837 nt
Organism: Notodromas monacha
Lineage: Eukaryota; Metazoa; Arthropoda; Ostracoda; Podocopida; Cyprididae
Source: the annotation of a GenBank genome assembly